This is a messenger RNA of Oncorhynchus masou masou (cherry salmon), 791 nucleotides long. Its product is annotated as stAR-related lipid transfer protein 9-like. The coding region runs from base 363 to 791 and encodes 142 amino acids. NCBI's taxonomy places the organism in Eukaryota, Metazoa, Chordata, Actinopteri, Salmoniformes, Salmonidae. The record is from RefSeq and is a predicted model, not a curated record. The transcript is spliced from 8 exons.
GAUCCGAGAGCUACGUGAAGAGAUAGACAGGCUGAAGAGUACACUUCUCAGCUUCCAGAUGCAACGGAAUCCUAGCUCUUCUCUGAGUGAUCAGAGAGACGGGAGUCUGUCUGACAUCGUGUUGCAGAACGAACUAAAGGUGGAUGAGCUGACGAAGGACUGGUCAGAGAGCUGGCGGGACAGGAAGGAGCUGUUGGAACAGUACAGUGUGGAUAUCAACAGAGACCGGGGAGGGGGUAACAAGGAUUGGACCUCAGGACAAACUGGUUGAAUCACAAAUAGUCCUCCAGGGCGGCACCACCUGUGAGAUAGAGAACCAGUCUGGGGUUGUGACCCUGAGGCCACUGCCAGGGACUGUCUGCAUGAUCAAAGACAGGGUGGUGACGGAGUCCUGCAAACUGGCACAAGGGACCUUGAUCACACUUGGAGGUGUCCACAAGUUCCGUUUCAACCACCCAGCAGAGGCUGAGGUCAUGAGAGAACGGAGACGGGCCAGUGAAGGUGCACUGAACUGCAGCUACAAUGAUUUUCAAGCCUUGACCUCUGAUUCCAGGGCUGGAGGAGAGGCAGUCCAAGGGCAGACGGGUGACCGUGAGGCUGAGGGUAAGGAGCCUCCCCCCAGGCAGCAGUGUGUUGAGGACCAGCUGCGGUGCGUGGAGGAGCAGAGGGAGUAUGUGGAGUGUCUACGCCAAGAAAUCCAGACUGAACAGAGACGAGCGGUUAGAGAUCUAGAGAGAGAACAGGCCCAUCUGAGACAACGACACACUGACAGUGAGUACACCUCUACUUAA